Molecule: messenger RNA, 818 nt
Organism: Lontra canadensis (Northern American river otter)
Lineage: Eukaryota; Metazoa; Chordata; Mammalia; Carnivora; Mustelidae
Gene: MYCT1
Product: MYC target 1
Cellular component (GO): nucleoplasm
Source: RefSeq, a predicted model, not a curated record
AUGCAAACACAAGUAUAUGAGGGGUUGUGUGAAAAUUAUUUUUCUCUUGCUGAACCACAAAGACAUAGAAUCAAAGUGCUUCUUUUGGACAUACUGGCUUUCUUUCUUUCUUUUUUUCUUCUGUCUCUUCUAUUUCUUGUGGAUAUUAUGGCUAAUAACACAACAAGUUUAGGGAGUCCAUGGCCAGAAAACUUUUGGGAGGAUGUCAUAACGUCCUUCACAGUGUCCAUUGCAAUUGUGCUCGUCAUCGCAGGAUUUAUCUGGGCUCUGUUUGUUUGUUUGUCUCGAAGAAGAGCCAGCGCCCCCAUCUCACAGUGGAGCUCCAGUCGGCGAUCAAGGUCCUCGUACCACCACGGCCUCAGCAGAACUGGAUUUUACCGCCACAGUGGCUGUGAACGACGGAGUAACCUCAGCCUGGCCAGUCUCACCUUCCAGCGACAAGCUUCCCUGGAACAAGCGAAUUCCUUUCCAAGAAAAUCAAGCUUCCGGGCUUCCACUUUCCAUCCCUUUCUGCAAAGUCCCCCACUUCCAGUGGAAACGGACAGUCAGCUGAUGACUCUGCCCUCCCGCAGCACGGUUCCCGCCAUCAGCCCUUCGCACAGUCUGGGCCGCCCUGAUUUCCACUGGUCCAGUCACAGUCUUCGAAUGGGCUUUUCCACCCCGCCUCCACCUGCCUAUGAGUCAAUUAUAAAGGCGUUCCCAGAUUCCUGAGGACCUGCUGUUGUUUGUUUCUUCCUUUACUUGCCUUUUACUGACACAAAAUUACAACCAGGCUGAACGGGAUUUUGAGGGCGUGGCCCAAACAGAUAAUGAGUUGC